AUGGCAGGAGUGUUCAAAAACGUGUUUGGCGGGGCGUCCCCGUCGCUCGCUCCAGCGAAGCCAGAUGAUGACUUUGCCGACUUUGCUGGCGCUCCCGAUCCAUCGCCUCUUUCGGUCGCAAGCUCCGCUCCGUCGCCGGCUGUGUCAACACCAGGAGUCCCCAGCGUACCGUACACGAAAUGGUACCGGGUGUGGGAGCGGACGACUCCCCGGGAUUUCUUGCAAGAGGCGUUUGUCCUGCCAUUCGUCAUCCUGAUCUUUGCGUUCCACUUCUGGGGCACGCGCAAGAACAGGAGCAAGGCCAGAGCAUGGGCACAGGUUCAUGCGCCCGUCCUCCAGAAUGAAUUCGCCGUGGUCGGGUUCAGUGGCAUUCGCAAGCCGAUCACCGCUGAAGCGGUUGAGUCGGAAGGACUGGCGCAGGCCUCGGUGAAGUCUGAGCUGAUCGAGCCAGAGACCCUGUUGAAAGAGAAGACGGCACAGGAUUUCCAGUCCUACGCGACCGGUCGGCAGAACGUCGCCUUCUUGGAUGUCUCAAUUAAGCUGCUCAAGCGAUACAACCCCAUCAUUUUCGUGAUGGAUCAUAUCCUCAGUGUCAUCUUCGACAGCUGGCCGCAACCGGUUGAGAGAUUCGAGGCGACGGCAUACGCUUUUGAUGGCAGGGAAAAGGAUCUCGUGCCGGUCCCCGCGGGAGAUACUAGCUCCAUCAAAGUCCCCAAUUCCACCUACGAUGGCUUCAUCUGGGCCGUUGUGCACAAGAACCACAUGCGCAAGUUCCGGCAGGAACGCUACGAUGCCUCCUUGACCUUUACCAAGGACAACUCCAAGCUUCCGAGCUGGGUGACGGUCAUGAGCGAGAGUGCGGAGAUUACCGACCAUCUGCUUACUCCGGAGCUUUCCAAGGCCAUUGAACAGGCUGCUGAUGCGUUUGAGUACCUGAUUAUUACGGACCAGCCUGUGGACAAGCCCACGAAGAUCGAAGAGACAACCCCCAGGAAGCGCGUUCAGAUUUCCCUUCGUGUGCCUUCUUCUCCCUCCGGCUAUUCAGCAACCAUGCCUCUGUUCAAUCUGUUUCUGCGUCUCCCCGAUGUGCUGGUGUCUACGGCGCAUUUCCGACCGGAGGUGGUGCGCAAGCUGCGCAACACUCGUGAGGAGGAGAUCCGACGCAUUCGCAAAGCCGAAGAGGAAGAGAAGGCCGAGGAGCGCAAGCUCGCGGCCGAGAAGCUGAAGAAAGAAGAGCGGGAGCGGGCCCUGCGUAACAUGAGUGCCGAAGAGCAGCGCAAGUUCCUGGAGCGCGAGAAGGAAAAGGAGCAGAGACGGCUCCUCAAGAAGAACACCCGACGGGCAUAA
Messenger RNA from Rasamsonia emersonii CBS 393.64, 1347 nucleotides. RefSeq lists its product as uncharacterized. Gene Ontology annotation, cellular component: endoplasmic reticulum. Gene Ontology annotation, molecular function: calcium ion binding. Lineage: Eukaryota; Fungi; Ascomycota; Eurotiomycetes; Eurotiales; Trichocomaceae. The record is from RefSeq and is a predicted model, not a curated record. Gene Ontology annotation, biological process: endoplasmic reticulum calcium ion homeostasis. The coding region runs from base 1 to 1347 and encodes 448 amino acids. The transcript has 3 exons.